GCCGAGCGGGCCGGGCCGGGCCGGCGGUGCCCAGCGGCUCAGCCGCGUUCCUGCCUUGUAGGUGGCGCCGCCAUGUCGCUGUCGCUGAAGAUGCUGCCGUGUAAGAAGAGGAGAGCGGCGGUGGCCGGGCCGCAGAGCCCGCGGGAGCGCGGGGAAGACGGGGAGCUGCCCGGGGCUGGCGGCUCCUUCUCCUCAGCCGGUGCUGCCGAUGGCGGCUCCUCCGCUAAGCCCACAGCGGCCGCUCCGAGCGGCGGCUCGGCCUCUCCCGGCCCGGGCGUGUGGAGGGGACCCGGGGACGGAGCGGCGAAGAGCGGGAAGAGGCCUCCCGGGAGGGCGGCCCCGGGCUGCGCUCAGGAGGCGCCGGGCGCGAAGGAGGCCGCGGCCGCCCCGCAGCUCCCUGAGGGCCUCGGCGGGCCCGAAGCGCCGGCGGAAGGGAAGAUGCCCAAGCUGUUUACAGAGGUGGAAAUGCAUUCACAGAGAGAUCCAUACCUGCCUGAAAACCAGCCUGCAGCGCAGGAGUCUCCAGUGAGAAGCUCUUUGCAGCCAGCUGUUAGAAAUCCCACUGUGAUGAAGCCACUGAAGGGUACCAGAGCUGAGGAGCAAGACGGAGAGGAUAUGGAGAGAAGGAAGAGGAGGAGGAAAGCAACCAAGAGGAAAAGAGAAGGGAGGAAUCAAGAGGAGGAGGAGGAGGAGGGAUCUUUGUCUUGUGACAUCAAGUUAGAUGAUACCCUGGAUCGUACCUUGGAGGAUGGAGCUAAACAACAUAACCUGACAGUGGUCAACGUGAGGAACAUCCUGCAUGAAGUGAUCACAAAUGAGCAUGUGGUUGCCAUGAUGAAAGCAGCCAUCAGUGAGACAGAAGAUAUUCCUCUGUUUGAGCCCAAAAUGACACGUUCCAAACUGAAGGAAGUUGUGGAGAAAGGAGUGGUGAUCCCAACGUGGAAUAUCUCUCCCAUUAAGAAGGCAAAUGAGGUGAAGCCUCCUCAGUUUGUGGACAUUCCCCUCGAGGAAGAUGAUUCAUCUGAUGAAGAAUACCAACCUGAUGAUGAGGAUGAGGAUGAGACUGCAGAAGAGAGCUUGCUGGAAAGUGAUGUAGAGAGCACUGCCUCCUCUCCUCGGGGAGCGAAGCGGUCGAGGACGAGGCGGUCGUCUGAUGAAGAAGGAGGGACACUCUGUGAGAUGGAGAAAGUUCCUGCACCGCUUGUCAGACAUAUUAGUGCUGAAGUAGUUCCCAUGGGACCUCCACCACCUCCUAAACCAAAGCAAAGCAAAGACAGCACCUUCAUGGAGAAGCUGCAUGCAGUGGAUGAAGAGUUGGCUUCCAGCCCAGUGUGCAUGGAUUCAUACCAGCCCCUGGAGGACAGCCUCAUCGCCUUCCGCACCCGAUCCAAGAGGCCUCUGAAGGACGUUCCUCUGGGGCAGCUGGAGGCUGAGCUCAGAGCCCCAGAUAUCACCCCUGAUAUGUAUGACCCCAAUACUGCAGAUGAUGAGGAAUGGAAAAGGUGGCUUGGAGGACUCAUGAAUGAUGAUGUGGAGAAUGAAGAUGAAGCAGACGAUGAUGACGACCCUGAGUACAACUUCCUGGAAGAUCUGGAUGAACCAGAUACAGAAGACUUCAGAAAUGAUCGUGCUGUGAGAAUUACCAAGAAGGAAGUGAAUGAACUCAUGGAGGAGCUGUUUGAGACAUUUCAGGAUGAGAUGGGCUUCUCCAACAUGGAAGAUGAAGGUCCAGAAGAUGAAGACAACGUUCCAGAGUCACGGCCAAACUUUAACACACCUCAGGCACUCAGAUUUGAGGAGCCUCUGGCCAAUUUGCUGAAUGAGCAACACCGGACAGUGAAGGAACAACUUGAGCAGCUGAGAAUGAAAAAAUCCUCCAUCAAACCACCACAGGAGAUAGAAAAAUCAAAACCUCCAAAUGAGAAGCCUCUCCAGAGCCUUGUUCUGGAUAAUACACAAAGAAAGAGGCUCCAGCAGCAAAUGCAGCAGCACGUGCAGCUGCUGACUCAAAUCCAUCUCCUUGCAAGUUCCAACCCUGCUUUAAGUUCAGAGGCCAGUACAACCAGGAUGUUUUUGAGUGAGCUUGGGAACUUUGCUCGAAGCUCGACCCUCCUUCGCCAGCCUUUCAAUCCAAAGUUUCAAACCAUGUUCCAAGCCUGUAACUUGAAGGGAGCUCUGCAGCUCAUUGAAGACUUUCAUGCCCAAGUCCAAGUUGACUGGAGCCCUCGCAAAGCUGUCAAGAAGAGUGCCAGUGAAUUUCCAUGUUUGCCAAAGCAAGUGGCGUGGAUUUUGGCAACGAGGAAAGUCUUUAUGUAUCCAGAGUUACUGCCAAUAUGUUCCUUGAAAGCAAACCCUCCUCGGGACAAGAUUGUCUUCACCAAAGCAGAGGACAAUUUAUUAGCUUUAGGUUUGAAACAUUUUGAAGGGACAGAGUUUCCAAAGCCUUUGAUUAGCAAGUAUCUCCUGCCAACAAAAACUGCCCACCAGCUCACAGUAAGAAUCAAGAAUCUCAAUAUGAAUCGAGCCCCUGACAACAUCAUCAGAUACUAUAAAAAGACAAAGCAGUUGCCUGUUCUGUUCAAGUGCUGUGAGGAAAUCCAGCCUAAUGAGUGGAAACCUCCUGUGGAGAGGGAAGAACAUCGCCUGCCCUUUUGGCUGAAGGCAAGCUUGGCCUCCAUUCAGGGGGAAUUGAAGCAGUUAGCAGAAGAUGCCAGGGAGAUGCCAGGUUCACCUGAUGCAGAACCUGUCUUUUUGGGGACAGGAAAGGAAACUUCAGACACAGACUAUGAUGAAAAAUACCCUCUACUGAUGCCAAAGGGACUAGUGCUGACCCUAAAGCCCCUUGCCAAUCGAUUUUCUAGGAGAGCAUGGAGGAGACAGAGGUCUUCAGCUCUGAAGCCUGUCCUCAUUCGACCAAGUCCUUGUCUGCAGCCCAGUUCCAACACCAUUAACAUCCAGAAGACUGUCAAGUUGGCCCAGCCAGAAGCUCCUCCCAGCAAAGUGAUGGUGCAGCUUCCUCGGCUGAUUCAGCCAGCUCCGGUUGUGCAGCCGAUGCCGGGAGCUCAACCUGUGAAUGUCCCAGCAGUGGUAGGAAAUGGGGAUGCUUUGGAGUUUCAGAAUGUGCUCUCCACUUCCCAAGCAGACUCCAGACAAGCUUUCUCAGCUGCUGUGCCACCACCAGCUCUAGUGUCCUCAAAUCCAGUCACUUUACAACCCAAACUGAUGCUGCCGGCUCUGGCUGGAGCGAAGACACGCAAAGCCUGUGGCAGGAAGGGCUACCAAAAGAAGAAAGGGACAAAAUGUGCCCCACCAAUCAAGACUUCACCUUUGAUUCAGCCAUCUCCAGUCAUCCUCACUGUGCCUGCUACCACUGUGAAAGUGGUGAACAUAGGCAAUGGUUGCAAUAUGAUUCAGCCCAUCAGUACAACAGUUGGUAGGGGCACUCAGGCCAUCCCAGUCACAACCUUACUGGUCAAUCCAUCCACUUUCCCCUGUCCAUUAAACCAGCCUCUAGUGACCUCUUCCAUCCCUUCCUUGAUAGUCUCUCCUAACCCUGUUGGUCUUCCUGCAUCAUCUGUUGGGGAGAAUGAAGAGCAGCUGAAUCUGGUUCCUUCCUGCCCUGCUGGAAACAACACAAACCCUUAUCCCACGGUGGAGCCCGAGGCUGAACCCCCAGAGCUCUGUGUUUCACACCCUGCUGUCUCCCCUGAGGAGGAGUGUGGUACAAAUCCUGCCACUUCAAAUACCAGCACCCAGGAGAAGGUCAGUCAGAGUGACUGCUGCAGCUGGAGCGUGGUGGAAGGAGGUGAGAACUCUUCAGAGCCGCUGCCUGUGGAGCUUUUGCCUCAUUUAGAAGAUGCAGAUGGAGUGAAAAACAAGCCUGAAGAUUCCACUGAUGCCACCAAGGAAAUAAAGCCAGUACAGAAAAGGGAUCUUGUAUGUGCUGAGGUGAAGGAGGAGUUCAUGCUGGAUCUUGGCCAGGAGCUGAACAUGGAAGCUGUCUGUUCAUGUUCAAAUGACUUGAAAGAAGUUAAAAAGGAGCAUCCUUCGUGUGAUGAGAAGGGAGAGGAACAACAGCAGGCUUUGCAGCCAUCUCCCCCUGGAGAACAGCAGAUGGAUGCAGCUGGUGGUGCUGGACCACAAGUGAGCAGUGAGUCUCCAAAGACUCUUUCUUACACAGCAGACGUUGAGGCAGACUUUAGCAGUCCACUGGGAAGACCAGAGGAUUCAUCCAGUAUAGAUGGCCAGUCUGUUGGGACACCAGCUGGUCCUGAAGCUGGAGGAGAGAGAGAAGGACAAGAAGAGGAGGAAGAAGAUGACUUUGAUGAUUUCACACAAGAUGAGGAUGAAGAAAUGUCCUCAGCCUCAGAAGAAUCUAUCCUUUCAGUGCCAGAACUUCAGGAGACAAUGGAGAAACUGACUUGGCUUGCAACAGAGAGACGUUUGAGCCAAGAAGGAGAUUCUGAAGAAGAGAACUCCCAGGAGGAGAACUCUGAGCCUGAGGAGGAGGAGGAAGAAGAAGGGGAAGGGAUAGAGAGUUUACAGAAGGAUGAUGAAAUAUGUGGGGAUGUAUCAGAGGAGCCUAAAUCUGCUUUCCCCUUGGCAAAGACAGCCCCCCAGGUGGAAGCCCACUGCAUGCCAGCAGGAGAAAACAUGAAAGCCCCUGGGAAGAGCAGGAGCUCCCACAGAACCAGAAAUAAGAGGGGACGGGCUCGUGCCAGCAAAGAUACGUCAAAGCUGCUCCUCUUGUAUGAUGAAGACAUCCUGGAGAGGGAUCCCCUGAGGGAACAGAAGGACCUGGCAUUUGCACAAGCCUAUCUGAGCAGGGUGCGAGAGGCCUUGCAGCACAUCCCUGGGAAGUAUGAAGACUUUCUUCGUGUCAUCUAUGAGUUUGAGAUCAGCACAGACAAACAAACAGCUGUGGAUCUUUAUUCCACUUUACAGAAGCUGCUGCAUGACUGGCCACAGCUGCUCACAGAUUUUGCUGCUUUCCUUUUGCCAGAACAAGCUCUGGAGUGUGGGCUGUUUGAGGAGCAACAAGCGUUUGAGAAGAGCCGCAAGUUCCUCAGGCAGCUGGAGAUCUGCUUUGCUGAAAAUCCUGCCCACCACCAAAAAAUCAUCAAAGUUCUGCAGAGUUGUGCAGAUUGUCUCCCCCAGGAGAUUGCAGAGCUGAAGACCCAAAUGUGGCAACUGCUGAAAGGACACGACCACCUGCAGGAUGAGUUCUCUGUGUUCUUUGAUCACUUACGACCCUCAGCCAGCCGCAUGGGAGACUUUGAGGAGAUCAACUGGACAGAAGAGAAGGAAUAUGAGUUUGAUGGGUUUGAAGAGGUGUCUUUGCCAGAUGUGGAAGAGGAGGAGGAGCCACCCAAGAUGCACACAGCCUCGAGAAAUAAGAAGCGGAAAGAGAUUGGAGGCCAGAACAAUGACAAGGAGGUCGAGUGGGUAGAUGGGAUGAAGGAAUGUUCAUGUUCCUGCCACGAAGGGAGUAGUGAUCUCAAGCUAAAGAAAACCAAAAGGAGGAGCUGCAGCCACUGUAGCAGUAAGGUGUGUGAAAACAAAUUCUACAAGAAUAAAGACUCUCAAGAGCUGCCUGUGAGCCUGGUUCAACAAGAAUCAAGCCCUCAGCCUGAUGGGAAGGAUUCUGGACUGUCUAAAGAACCUGCAGAAGAAAACCUGGAGAGCAGGGACGAGGGAGAGGAUGUCCAGAGCAGAACAAAGACUGUGUCUAGGAAAGUGGACUCUGUGGCUUCAGCAGGAGCUCACCUGGAAGGAAAGAUUGUCUCUGGCAGACAUGGAUCUUCUGAGAAGGCUGCACUGGCUCAAGAAGCAGGUGUCAGUGCUGGUGGGAAUCCUGCAAAGGAGAGGGAUUCUUCUGUCACUGGCCCCAGAUGGACACAGCUACAAAAAGCCACUGCAAAACUACCUCAAGAAACCAAAGACUGCCCUUGCAACGUGGGAAAGGAGAGUGAGGGACUAAACCAGCACCACCAAGGAGAUGCUGACGCUGCCCUUGGGCUGAGCAGAGAUCUGCUGCUGCCUUCUCCUGCUGCUACAGCAAAAGGUGUGAUGGGACCUGCUCCCUCUUCUGGAAAGAGUUUGUGUCAGACUGAAGGGCUUCAUUCUGAUCCAUCAGAUAAGCUUCCUGUCUUUGCUCAUGCUUCAAGGUUAGCUGUGAAAGAACUGGAGGGUCCAGCUUUACCUCUGGAAGGAAAAGCUGAAGCAAAGCAGGGCUGGACAGCAGCAGGUAGGAAACCAGCAGUGGGCAGGAGCUGCAGCUCACAGUCCCCUGCUAGCUGCAUUUUGGGAGCAGAUGAUACAGGCUGCACUGGCAACUCUCCUGAUGAAAGCACAUUCAAGUCAGGUGCAAGCAGCUGCUUCCAGACUCAUCAGCAUCCUGAAGAGACAGAGUACAGGGUGGUUCCUGCCUCCCUGGGGCAAAAGGAAGAGGAGCAGCAACAGCAGCGAGUCACAGAAGCAACUGUGUGUGCCAAGAACAGCAAAGUCAGCUCAACUGGGGAGAAGGUCGUGCUCUGGACCAGGGAGGCUGACAGAGUCAUCCUGACCACGUGCCAGGAGAAGGGAGCCCAGCUGGAGACCUUCCAGGCCAUCUCACAGAAACUGGGCAACAAGACUGCUAGUGAGGUCUCCCACAGGUUCAGAGAACUGAUGAGGCUCUUCCAUACAUCCUGUGAUGGGAGCUCUGAAGAUGAGGAGGAUGCAACUAGUACCAGUAACACAGACCAGCUGUCAGACAAAGAUCUUCUGCUUUCUGAGGAAGAACCUGAUGACUGAGGGGUUUCCUCUGCAGGUUGGACAAGCUACUGGCUGCCUCAGAAGGAGCAGUUGGCUCUUUGCUGCUACACAGGUGCUGUGGAUAAAUAUUUGCACAGAUAACUCAAGAUAGCACCUUUGACUUUUGACUCUCUUUGCUUACACUCCUGCCAAGCUGCACUUCUUGAUCUGUGUCAAGCUCAAGGAAGGAAGGUGUUGGGGUUGAAAAACCUCACCUGGAAGCCACCCUGGGAGCUUCAGCAGUGAAAUGACAGAAGUGAUGCUUGUGAACACUGACCUCACUCCAUGGUGAAGACUGGCCCACCAGCCUUUGACAAGAACAUGUACAUGCUGUAUCAUAAGUGACCUGGUUUCAUGUGGAACCAAACACACGAGGGGGUUGGUUUUAUAUGGUUUUUGUGUUGAUUGUACUUGGGGAAGGUUCCAAGCUGAACUCUGUAUUUAUUGUGUGGUUUUCCUCCUAAGCCAGGCAAAGCACCAUCAUUUUGCCAAGCUUUAAAGAACACCAAACAUAGAAACCAGCUCUCCUCCUCCAAAACACAACUUGGGGGAGCUGGAGAACUUCUGCCUUUGUAGCUGGAUGCUGCUGAAAUGAGACCAGAGGAGCAGCUGAGCCACCUUCAGAGCCUUUCCCUUUAUUCUGAAAGCGACCUUAAAGACAUUCUUCCUUCCACCUCUCCAGUAGUAAAGAGGAGUUAGUCUGAAUCUCCUUCAUCUUCAGAGUCACCUGCUUCCAGGCCUGUCUCAUAGCACUCAGACAGAGUUCUCAGCUCCUGCAAGGCUUCAUGGAAGUCAUCCUCCUCAACUCCAGCACUGAAGAAGCUGAGGCAGCGCCGUGUGUUCACCUUCUGUAGGUCCUUGUAUAAGCUGGAGAGCAGCGUGUGCAGGACAGGGGAGGACUGCAGGGCUGCCAGCACAGGGAUGCUUCCCACAGCUGCAGAGCAAACCACUUUGCUUUCAAUAGAUGCCCAUCCCAGCUUUCUUUCCCUGCCCUGUUCUACCAGCAGUUGCUUUACUUGGACAUUCAACACUUGUCAUUUUCACCCUCCCACCACUCACAAGCUUUGGGGGGGUUAUCAGUCAUCCUUUUACAGCUCUCACACCUCCCUGCUCCCACUUGAUCUCUCUGUGGCACAGGAAGGGUAAAGGGCCUUUGUUACCUGCUGAGGAGGAGGGGGGAGGUUUAUCCAGAAGGAAACCUUCUCUGCUCAGAAGAGGAGAAAAAAUCUGGGGGUAAGGAGGUUGAGUUGGACAGGGCUGCUCCAGCACCUGGGACGUGCUGUAGGGAAGGAAGGUGAAUAAAGUUACCCAAAACA
This is a messenger RNA of Colius striatus (speckled mousebird), 8111 nucleotides long. It is a transcript of the gene GON4L, whose product is annotated as gon-4 like. The record is from RefSeq and is a predicted model, not a curated record. Gene Ontology annotation, biological process: regulation of DNA-templated transcription. Bases 73 to 6795 code for a protein of 2240 amino acids. Gene Ontology annotation, molecular function: transcription coregulator activity. Lineage: Eukaryota; Metazoa; Chordata; Aves; Coliiformes; Coliidae. Gene Ontology annotation, cellular component: nucleus. The transcript has 31 exons.